AUGCCACCCACCGCUCCCAUCCCUCACCUCCUCCAGGCUCUCCCAGUGGGUUCCUCUUGGGUUCCUCCUCCUCCCGUCCUCCUCAAGCCCCCCCCCCCUCCUUUCGUAGACUGUGGCGCCAUUCCCUGGCUGAGCCAUUCGGCUGCUACACUAGCUCCAAAGAUCGCCCUCGGUACGUACCGCGAUAACAUCGUGGGCUUUAGAAAAGACUUGCUUCUUCAUUUCAACUGCUGUUACGGAUACAGUACGACCAAUGCUGUUGACCAAAUGGUUCACAGUAAUAUCUCCAUAGCACUUACUUGCAAGUACGGACACGAUUUGGCAUCCACUGACUCCGAUGCUGCUCUCGCCGCUUCCAUUCCAAUCCAGCCGCUAGAAAGGCACGAUUUCCGCAAGCUGCAUUUGCACCGAGUUAGGAAAGCUGUUGCCAUCAACUUCUGCUGUAAAGCCUCACCCGCCUUGCCAUCCAUCGAAUUUCAACACACCUCUUUCUCUGCCACAGCCCGUACCUUUCUUUACCAGCGCGUCUUUCCUAUGGACUAUGGACUACUAUGUACGGUGUACGGAGUACUUCGUACCUAUCCGAGCACGCGCCUCCUGAAGUGCUCAUCCCAUGUGCCCCCAAACCCGCCAACAUCAAGAUCUGAUCCAGUUACCGCCUUAUCCCAACAACAUCUCGUCAUUAAUUGGGAAUCACAAUUCUACCAAGCAAAUCAACAACUGCACGUAAUGUGCACUAAUAGUCAGUCCCCAAUCAUCUGGCGACAAGAAUUCCCAAGCUCGGGUCCCCUGGUGUCCAACUCUUGCUGCUUGGCUCCGUUGCUGGUUGCACCAAUGAAGCAUGGAGGGGCUGCACAGGGGAGGGAGGGAGUGGGGCCUCCAGGGGCGGCUUGUCGUCCACUCCGUAUACCAGUCGCCAAAAAUAACAUCUCGCACCGAGGAGAGAACCCUGCUAGACCGGCCUCUCCUGCAAAUCACCAUCUGGCAACUUUUCCAUGCCACCGCCCAUCUCGCCGCCCCAGCUUGACCCAGAUCUUCUCGAAUCGGUCGCGAGUCCACCCAGCCGAGGCAAACCCUGAAGUUUUGAGCCAAGCCCGGACACGUCGAGCGCGCCUGUUUAGUAUCAUACAGCCGCUCGUUGCGCGCUAUCCAGAUCUUUCUGAUAUCGAUUUCGUGCUACGCAUAAUCCACGUUCCACGGUCCCUGGAAUCAGCAAAUAGGCCGAAUGGAAGACCGGUACGGCCCACACAGAAACCAUGCAUCGCACAACUGUAUGAGGCACCUCGCCAUGGCUUCAGUGUUGCUCAAUCCGAAGAAAAGCGAACGCCGUACCCACCAAGCCAGAUUCAAACAAAGUCCAACACCUCAUGCGUGGAUGCGUUCAUAUCAGACGGCCGCCGGGGUACUCGAGACGUCGCCUGCAGAGCAUGCCCCGGUUGCAGUCGCUCAUCUCCAGUCUUACGGCAAUCUUCCCCUCGAAAACAUAGGUGGUCUCAGCUAGAGCCCCGCCAUCCGCUUGCAGCAGCUUCAACAGCCUCCUUUGCACGGCAUGGCGGAUUCGUCGAAUCACAAAUUCAGGACCAGACCUUCGAUCCUCCCGGGCUUACAAUGUGCGACCUCAUUCCCCACCCGUUUUCUUCUCGUCAGACAGGAUUCUUCGCUUACACCAAGCCAUGGUACACCCCCCGUUCCUUUCUCCCCAGCCCUACGCUUACUCGGGGGCCUGCUGUAGAUAUGAAGGCCCGUGUCGAACUCGACAUUGGUGACUGGCCUAACACGGCAUCCUCGCCGUGCGCCGAGCAGUUCAAUAAGAUGGCACUCUGGCACGUGGCGCCGCCGCGCCGGACCACACCCCGUACCCAGCCCCCCAGCUCAGUCGAGGCUGUGCAAUUAUCAAUAGCUUCAAAAAUGGAGCCUCACAGCUACGGGCUACCCUAG
Molecule: messenger RNA, 1938 nt
Organism: Colletotrichum lupini
Lineage: Eukaryota; Fungi; Ascomycota; Sordariomycetes; Glomerellales; Glomerellaceae
Exons: 11
Coding region: 1-1938 (645 amino acids)
Source: RefSeq, a predicted model, not a curated record